AUGGGGGAGAGGGUCUCAUCAGUGAGGAGGAGGAGCCCAAACAGAGGGUUAAGAGUGGGCGGGCACAUGCAUGGGAAGAGUCCAGGGGGGGUGAGGGGAGAGAGGGGAGAGAGGCAGAGAGAGGGGGAGGAGCCAGGGCGCGCUCAGCUGCUGCGCCUUGUCACAUUCGCGCAGAACAUGAUAUGCGCACGAUUUGGCGUUGGGAAUAAUUUGGGCUCCCGUCCAGAACACAAACACGGCAGCGGCUGGACAUCUGCGCGCUCCCGGGGGGUCACGGAAGGACUGGUCCGGUACCGAGAGGACGUCAGGGGCCACGGGAGGGAGAGCGGAGUGCGUAUAGAGCCACGGCAGGCGGACGCGCUCGGGACAAGCCAGACAAUUCAGGAGCUGCGAGCCAAGCGCUUCGUCCGUCUGUGUGGUUUUGUGUCGCUGCUUCGUCUUUUCAACGUCACCCCCUCGCUGUCCCGCCGCCGCGUAUGA
Molecule: messenger RNA, 480 nt
Organism: Knipowitschia caucasica
Lineage: Eukaryota; Metazoa; Chordata; Actinopteri; Gobiiformes; Gobiidae
Source: the annotation of a GenBank genome assembly